AUGUCAUUAUCCACAUCUGCUGCUGUUUUCCAUGAUGAUGAUUUUGCAAAUUUAGGUCCUGCUCCAAAGCCUCCAGGUUCAAAUUUAGGUCUUAUAUCAAAUCCAACUUCUAUUUCAUUAACUUCAAAUUCUCAAAACUUGAAUGGUAAUAAUAAAAUCAUAAGACGUCAAGGUUGGGUACAAGUUAAAGAUGAAGGUAUUAUGUCAUUUAGAUGGCCCAAAAGAUAUUUAGUAUUGAAUGAUUCAAAUUUAAUUUUUUUCAAGAAUGAUUCAAUGGAGGAAAUUUGGUUAAAAAUUUCAUUAACUUCAAUUGUUAAUUUAUCAAGAGUUCAAUUAAGACCUUAUUGUUUUGAAUUAAUUAGAAAUAAUGGUGUUAAAAAAUCAUUAUUCAUUUCUUUGAAAACUAUAAAUGAUUUAUUUGGUUGGUUAGAUGCUAUUUUCGCAAAAUGUCCAUUAACAGGUACCGUGUCAAGCCCGACUAAUUUUACUCAUAAAGUUCAUGUUGGUUUUGAUCCAACAAGUGGUAAUUUUACAGGAUUACCAGAAAAUUGGAAAAGAUUAUUAGAACAUUCUAAAAUUACAAAUGAAGAUUGGUCAAAAGAUCCAGUUGCAGUUAUUGAAGUUUUAGAAUUUUAUCAAGAUCAACAAAAAGGUCAAGUUAAUGAACAACAACAACAGCAACAACAAAUAUUACAUAAACCAACAAAUUCAAAUGAUUCUGGGAAUUCAUUAUCAAGUGAUAAAGAGAAUAAUAAUACUAGAAUAUUAAAUGAUUUAUCAAAACCUUAUUCAACUCCUUUGAAAAAUUCUUCACCUCCAAAAGUUUCUCCAUAUUAUACAACUACUUCAGGUUCAAAUUCUGGGACUAGUACACCAACACCAAAAGAAUCUCAAAAUGAUUUAGUCCCAAUGAGAAGAGCUCCACCACCACCAAAACCUCAACAACAACAACAAUCACAACAAUCACAACAACAAUAUCCAAUUAAUCCUGAUUCAAUACCACCUUUAAGAACUUCACCACAAAAAAUUAAUCCAAAUUUGAAAAUUCAAACUCAUUUUAAUAAUCAACAACCACAACAUCAUCAACCACAACAACAACAAUACCCAUAUAAAAAUAAUGCACCUGCAGCUAUACCUAAUCCAUAUCUUGAUGAAUCUCCAUCUCCAACAAAUGGUUCACCAACUGAUCAAUUACCAACACCAACUUCUAUUACAACACCAACUUCAUUAUCUUCACAACAUGGUAUCCCACCAAGACGUGAUUUACAACCAUCAAGACAAGCUCCAAGACCACCACCAGGUCCACAAGGUCAACAAACUCCAAGAGCAAAUAGACCUGCACCACCUCCACCAAAUUAUCAAAAACCUUAUGGACAAUCAUCACAACAAAAUCCUCAAUAUAGACCAGGUUUUAAACAACAAACUCCAUCACCUUAUAAUAAACCUAUUCAACCAUUACAACCUCAACACCAUAAUAAACCUUAUCCAAGUCAUGGUCAACCACAACAUCAACAACAAAAAUCACCUGCACAAAUGGCUGCUGCUCAUGCUGCUGCUCAAGCUGCUAUACAAUCACCAAAAACUCCAACCAAGAUUCAACCACCAAAGACAAUGAAACAAAGAAAUGAAGAAAAAAGAAUAAGUGCAAUGAAUGAUGCACAAGUUAUGAAGAAUUUGAAAAGUGUUGUUAGAAAUGUUGAUCCUUCUCCAUUUUUCCAAAUGAUUGAAAAAGCUGGACAAGGUGCUUCUGGUACUGUCUAUUUAGCAAAAUCAUUAAUGAGAAAUGAUUUAAAAGUUGCUAUAAAGCAAAUGGAUUUAAAUGCUCAACCAAGAAAAGAAUUAAUUGUUAAUGAAAUUUUAGUUAUGAAAGAUUCUCAACAUAAAAAUAUUGUUAAUUUCCUAGAAGCUUUUUUACAAAAUCAAGAAUUAUGGGUUGUUAUGGAAUUUAUGGAAGGUGGUUCCCUUACAGAUGUUAUUGAAAAUAAUGAAAAUACUAUAGAGGAAGAUCAAAUUUCAUCAAUUUGUUUUGAAGUUACUAAAGGGUUAAAAUUUUUACAUAAUAAAAAAAUUAUUCAUAGAGAUAUUAAAUCUGAUAAUGUUUUAUUAGAUUUAAAAGGAAAUGUUAAAAUUACAGAUUUUGGAUUCUGUGCAAAAUUAACUGCACAAAAGAAUAAAAGAGCUACAAUGGUUGGUACACCAUAUUGGAUGGCACCAGAAGUUGUCAAAACAAAAGAAUAUGAUGAAAAAGUUGAUGUUUGGUCCCUAGGUAUAAUGACUAUAGAAAUGAUUGAAGGAGAACCACCAUAUUUAAAUGAAGAACCAUUAAAAGCUUUAUUUUUAAUUGCAACAAAUGGUACACCAAAAUUGAAAAAACCAGAAUUAUUAUCAAGUUCAAUUAAAAAAUUUCUAAGUAUUUGUCUAUGUGUUGAUGUUAAAUAUAGAGCUAGUACUGAUGAAUUAUUACAACAUGAAUUUUUAAAUCAAGGUUGUCAUCCUGAUAAAUUGGCAAGAUUAUUAGAAUGGAAAAUUAAUGGAUCUCAAAGAGUUGAAGAAUAUGAUGAUGAAUAA
This is a messenger RNA of Hansenula ciferrii, 2568 nucleotides long. RefSeq names its product serine/threonine protein kinase CLA4 (gene CLA4). Gene Ontology annotation, biological process: protein phosphorylation; intracellular signal transduction; regulation of MAPK cascade. The transcript has a single exon. NCBI's taxonomy places the organism in Eukaryota, Fungi, Ascomycota, Saccharomycetes, Phaffomycetales, Wickerhamomycetaceae. The record is from RefSeq and is a predicted model, not a curated record. Gene Ontology annotation, molecular function: protein serine/threonine kinase activity; ATP binding. Gene Ontology annotation, cellular component: cytoplasm. The coding region runs from base 1 to 2568 and encodes 855 amino acids.